Molecule: messenger RNA, 1603 nt
Organism: Triplophysa dalaica
Lineage: Eukaryota; Metazoa; Chordata; Actinopteri; Cypriniformes; Nemacheilidae
Gene: plekhj1
Product: pleckstrin homology domain containing, family J member 1
Exons: 6
Coding region: 235-705 (156 amino acids)
Biological process (GO): receptor recycling; retrograde transport, endosome to Golgi; endosome organization
Cellular component (GO): recycling endosome; trans-Golgi network; early endosome
Source: RefSeq, a predicted model, not a curated record
UUCAGUUCCUGCUCACACGGUGUGUUUGAGUGUGUGUGUGUGUGUUGUGUGGCGUAUGUAAGUGACACACAUAUUAACUUAAUUCGGUUCAGAGUGCGAUCAGAACACGAUCAGAGGACUUUAAUGAGCACGUCAGAAUGACUGUCAGCGCGAGGAGCGUCUGAUGCGCUUCAACAACACGGAACUGCCGUCACGAUGAGACAUAACGAGGAGUUCGUGCUUUAAGAGCCAAACAUGAGAUUUAACGAGAAAGAGUUGAUCUUCCUGAGCCGCCAGCCGUCAGAUAGAUCGGCCGAGCUGGGCAUGAGAGGCCCGAAGAGAGGAGACGUGGUGAAGAGGCGUCUAGUGAAACUGAUCGUGAACUUCCUGUUUUACUUCCGGACCGAUGAGGAGGAGCCCAUCGGUGCUCUGCUGUUGGAGCAGUGUCGGGUGGAGAGAGAAGACGAGCUUGUUUUCUCUAUUGUGUUUCUAGACGAGGCCGAGCGGAAGUAUUUGUUCGAAUGUGAUUCUCGGACGCAGUGUGUGGAGUGGAUAGAUGCCAUCAUGAAAUCCAGCUACGAAUUCAUGCGCAAAAACCUCAUAUUCUACCGCACGGAAAUCCAUCGAUUGACUGGCAAGGACCCUCUGGAGCAGUACGGGAUUUCAGAUGAGACACGCUUUCAGGUCAACACUGGUCUUCCUCCUCUGCAUCCACCGCUCCCGUGAACAUGAAGCCAUCGUCACUUGUUCUGCGUUAACCUGCAGUCACAUUCGUAUGUAGAUCACUGUACGUUCAUAGAGAUGACAUCACUGUAAUGGGCGUCUGCUGUGUUGAGCCAGUUGCAAUAGUUUUAUUAUUUGGGUGUGGAGGCGAGCGGGAUAUAAUGGGAAUCUAAAAUUAAUUUGAUUUUAUUUGUUUUGUGUGGACAUGCUUAAAGCUUUAGCACAUCAUCAUCUUUCUCGUUUAAGUGCACUAAACUGUGUAGUGUUCAGUAAUGGUGUGAGUCAUGGAGGGUCUGUAUUCAGGGCACUAUAUUCUGUCUGUAAGUAUUGUCAAACAUUUCUUUUGCCUCUCAUUUCACAUCACAAUCAAAGGGAAAACGUGUCUAAAAGAUUUAAAACAAUUGUGUUUUUAAGAGCACAUGGUGUCAUCUUUAUGAAAAUGAAUCACAUCUCAUUACUUUAAUGGCUGAGUAUUCUCAUUAUUGUCAUUUUUAUUUCUAUUUUUGUUUUCUAAUUGAUUUUGGGGUGAGCUGUGAGCUAGACACACUUUGUUUUAAACCUAGUCAUUUCAAAUUUGUUAGAAUUAGAUGAUGAAAUAGUUGUGUGUUGUAAAGAAGCAGAUGGAAGUAACAAUGAGUUCAAAUGUACACUAACCCCUUUAUCAAAAGAACGUGUAGUGUUCAGAUGGGUUUGUUUAACUGGUGGGAGUCAACAGCAAAAUAUGAGGAGAUGACUUUUAUUAUGUUAUCGUGGGUUUAACGCACGUUUUUCAGGACCUUGAAUAACGCAGUUCUUAUUUCUGAAUAUUAUGAAGGUUUUGUUUGCAAUUUCUUGUUCCCAAUGGCAUGAUAUGAAAAUUAUCUUAUUUUAUUAAUAAAAACAAUAUAUUCCUCUUAAAGAA